This is a messenger RNA of Octopus bimaculoides (California two-spot octopus), 2075 nucleotides long. RefSeq lists its product as uncharacterized. The record is from RefSeq and is a predicted model, not a curated record. NCBI's taxonomy places the organism in Eukaryota, Metazoa, Mollusca, Cephalopoda, Octopoda, Octopodidae.
UUAAGACAUUAUGUGGUCGUCUAAGAGUAGAAACAAGACCAGCGUUAGACCCAAAUGGAAGGACAUUAAACUAUAUGAGGUAAGCAUAUUUUAAGCACCAAUCACGGACAAUUUCCUCUUCGUCGUUGCUGAUUUGAUGCUAAAUAUAGGUUGUUUGGACGACGAUCUCAUCCAUCUUUGGCCCAAGCUCAAAUAAAGUGCUGUCAUCCACUGAUUCCUUACAACCAUAUCUACAAAUAACAGUGUAGGAAAAUCUGACUGCUUGUGUGGAUCCUAUACGUUGCCUUCGGAAAGCAAUAAACUCUAUAUGUUUUGUGUCUUUCAAGAUGGCAUUUUGUCGGUGCUUCAACAAACGAAUUUUCAACUGGAAGAUAGCAGUUUCGUUCAUGUGUUUAGUUACAAUUUACUUCUAUUUGUAUCAAAAUGUCAACUCCGUGUUCGGUCACCCUCACCUGUUCCGGUCUCUUAUUCAUGUUAUGAAUAAAAACUCGCCGUUUGAUCGACAUGUCUUAUCUAAUGUCCUUAAAUCAAACGGCGACAACAACACUUUAUUGCGAUACCUUGUGACACCAUCAUCCAUCUCUAACCAUACUUUGAGUAAUAACGUCACAUCAAUAUCAACCAGGUUAAAAUAUCAAGCGCCUAAUGAAUCUACUAAUGAAGCAAAAGUACGUCCAGGUAUGAUCGAUGACGACAAGUCGAACCUAUCCUCUAGUAAAGAGAAUACAACAGAAGACCCAGUAAAUAAUAUGUUAGAACAAUUAAUUGAUAUAAAAAAUAUAUCUUCAUUUGAAGAAUAUCGUACAUUGUUAAAUUUAAAUAAAACCUUACCUUUGCUAACACUUUUUACAACAAUGAAAGUUAUGAAAGCAAAAUUCAUAGCCUACAAUAAUACUCUGAAAAACUGGAAAAAGCUAAUACCUUUUGUUCCGGCUCCGAUAGUAUUCAGCAGUGAUAAUUACUUGAUUAAACAGUGUGAGUCAGAUGGCUGGAAAGCAUUACCAAUUCGGCGAAUAGCCGCUGGUGGUGCUCCAGUUCUGAAAGAUAUGUAUAAAGAGGCUAUGUCUAAGUUUUCAACGUUAUUUUAUGCUUAUUCAAAUGCAGAUAUUUUAUUCGAUGAUAGUCUUUUACAAGCACUUUGGUUUACGGCUAAAACUCAAGAUCUCAGUAAACCUUUAUUAAUUAUGGGAAUUCGGACUAACGUAUUAAAUGUCAUGCCUCACGAAGUAAUUACCUGGAGUGCAAUGAAGAGCACUGCUAAAAGGCGCGGAAAACAUUUUCUUCGAAAUGCUGAAGACUAUUUCAUUACGUCAUACAGUUAUCCUUGGAAUACUAUACCGGACGUAGUCAUUGGUCGAAGAGCAUACGAUAACUGGUUAGUAUUAAAUGCUCGCAAACAGAAACACAAUUUGAUAGAUGCAUCGGACACCGUCCUAGCUCUUCAUCAAACCACAAAGGCCGGAAACUUCGAGGGUCACCGCCACAGGGAUGGCAAUUACAAUUUACGGUUGUUGAGUCGCCGCUUUGGGAAGAUCCAUUAUGGAGCUGGUUCAACCAUAUGCGCUUCACUAAAGACUAGUCGCCAAGCAGACGGCAACAUUACUCUCACAAGACGGACGAAACUGAUGAAUCUGUGCUUUCCUAUUUGAAAGGCAUGGGUUGGGUCUAUUUUCCUUAUUUGAGAUUUAAUGGGCAUAAAAUGAGAAAUGGUAAUUUCUUAAGACACAUUUAAAAUAGUGAAAAUAACAAAUGAAACACUUUGAAACCAUUCCUCUUCAUGUUAUAAGUGGGUAUUGGGAGCAUUUGUCCGUUCAUCAUUAUGAAACAAAGUGGUGGAAAGUGUUCAUUAUGGCAUAUCAUUUAAGAAUCAUCAUUGGUGCAUCAGUUUAUUUUUAUUAUUCAUUUUGUAAUGAUUUAUUGUAACUUUUAUGUUGGGUAAAUUUGUUGGGAGGUCAUGACCUUUCUCGUGUAUAUAUGAGUGGGAAGAAAAGUAAUUAAACUAAAACGAGAAAGAAUUUUUUUUCUUUUGAUUUGUCUCAGACAAAAGUGUAAAUAAUAAAAAUGUGAGAGUAAAA